Messenger RNA from Peronospora farinosa, 1293 nucleotides. NCBI's taxonomy places the organism in Eukaryota, Oomycota, Peronosporomycetes, Peronosporales, Peronosporaceae. The record is from the annotation of a GenBank genome assembly.
AUGCGUCUAAUUCACUGGCCGUUAAUCGCCGUAUCUCUCGCUGUAUCCGUCUAUGCGAAGGACACUAGGCAAACAUGCAUUGCGCCAUCGUCUGUUGCUGCUUUAGAGACGAAAAUCAGCGAUCUCGAGCAAGUAAAUACCAAAUUACAGCAUCAAUUGAAGUCAGAAAAGUCCCAAUUGUUAACGGAUGUCACUAAAGAGCAUGAAGUAGUUGUUUCUACGCUGCAGAAGGAGAUUGCAAUGCUUCAAGAGAACGUGAAGACACUCGAGAAGGACGUACUUAAGGAGAAAAAGACGGUGGAAAAGGUGGAGCACGAGUUAAAGACGGUCCAAGAGAAGCUUCAAGACGAGACGACACGGUUGGUGUCGCGUGAGCGGGAUGUCACUAAACUGAGGGAAAGUCUUGCCAAGGAACAAGAAAUUGUAGCGACCACAGAAGCGGAACUUGAGGCGGCAUUGACCAAAUUAUCAGAAGAGACGAAACGGACACAAGAGCUGGAAAAAGAUCAUGAACUUGCAGAGAAGAAGAAUCAAGCACUGCUGAAGAAAUUGGCUAAUUUAAAGCCCGAGGAACUGAAUAUGGCUACAGUAUUGUCAUUUUACUAUGACAGUGCAUUGGAAUUAGCACAACAGUCGGUUGUCUUUGCUCAGGAGAAGAUGAAAGAACAAUCGGAUACACUGGAACAGGUGCAGAGCAAGAUUGAAGGUGUCAAGAAGACGGCGUAUGAUACAACGAGCAAGUUUUACCAAAAAAACUUGGCGACCACUUUGGAUCCGAUUCUAGAGGAUGUUCGCAAGAAGACGGAUCCAAUCUUGGCUGAUGUACACAAGGCAGUGAACCCACAUGUGGAGCAGUACUUGCCAAUUGUGAAGAAUGAAGCUGGGAAGGUAAAGGAGCAAGCAGUGUUGUACUCACGGGAAGCACUGCGUCGUGCCAAGCUGGCACGUGUAACGGCAAUUACUCUUCUGGAGAAGAAUGAGCACGUGGCUCCUUAUGCGCAGAAAGUGAUUGACAGUGUGCUGAUCAUUCUGGCAGUGCCGCUGGUUCUGUUUCAGAUCCGCUUAGUGAUGCGUCUAGUCUGGUGGCUUUUCACGACGGCUCUGUGUGUCAUGACGUGUGGGUUGUGCUGUGGCACGCGUAACCGCAGCUCGAAAACGAAGCGCAAACUUGUCAAGAAGUCGACUGUUGUCAACGCAAGCCUGAAUGCACCUGUGAACGGCCCCACGAAAAAGACGACUAGUGGCAAGGCGGCUUCGACUGCCCAGAAGCGCAGCAAAAAGAGCAAAAACUAA